AUGGACGAGAAAAAUUCUUUGUCAUCUACACAAACAACUAGUAAUUAUUUUAAAAAAUUUCUAAGCAAUCUUAACGAACUUCGAAAUAAUUGUUUGCUUUGUGAUGUCGAAAUUGAGUGCCAAGAGAAAGUAAUUUUUGCCCAUAGAGGUAAUUUUUUUAAAUUAAAAUUAAAUACCUUUUCGAUUCCUUUAGUUAUUUUGGCGGCUUCUAUCGAAUAUUUUCGCGGACUUUUUAAUUCAGGGAUGGCUGAUGCCGGUGAAAAGCGAAUUGUUCUUAAGGAAAUUACUUUUAUUGGUCUAAAACAAAUUGUGGACUUUGCAUAUACAUAUGAAUCUUAUACUUUGCAUAUACACUUGCAUAUACUUUGCACUUGCAUAUACACUUGCAUAUACUUUGCAUAUACAAUCUUAUACUUUGCAUAUACUUUGCAUAUACAUAUGAAUCUUGAAAAUAAUGUUAAGCAAUCAUUACAGGCUGCUAAUUAUCUUGGAAUAAAUUCAGUCAAAGAAGCUUGCGAAACUUUUUUGACUUCUCGAAUUAAUGUUGGUAAUUGUAUUGAAUUGUAUGAACUUGCAGAUCAAUAUAAUUGUUUAAAAUUGUUUGAUUCUAUUUAUAUAUUCAUUUUGGAACAUUUUUUGGAAUUUUCUAAACUCCCUCAAUUUCUCUCACUCAAUUCAAUUACAUUAUUAGAACGUUUAACUUCAAGCGAUGAAUUGUUUAUACCUGAUGAAUAUUUUCUUUUUGAAUUUUUAAUUAAUUGGGUUAAACAAAAUGAAGAAGAAAGGCUUAUUUAUUUGCCAAAACUUUUAAAAAAUAUUCGUUUCUUUCAAAUUCCAACAAAUAAAUUUUUAAAUAAUGUUCUGCCAAAUACAUUAAUUAAUAAAUGCCCAGAAGCUUUGACUUUUGUUAGAUCUCAAACUGAAGCUAUUUUGGGAAAAAUUGUUGGAAAUAAUUCUUUUGGAAAUAUUGAUGGAGUUACCAAUUCGUCAACAUUGGUUUCAUUUCGUCCAAGAAAAGUUUAUGCUGGUGUCAUAUUUUGUGUUGGUGGACGUGGUUCACGUUUGGAUCCGUUUAAGUCUGUUGAGGUUUUUGAUUGGUUACAUAAUUGUUGGCAUCAAAUUUGUGAACUUAAAAUUGGAAGAAGACACGUUGGCGUUAUUUGUGUUGGUUCUAGAAUUUAUGCAAUUGGUGGACAUGAUGGAACUGAACAUUUAAGUUCUGUUGAAUGUUUAGAUGUUAAAGAAGAAUCUUGGAGGGAUGUUGCCCCAAUGAAUGUUAGAAGACGAGGAAUGGCUGUUGGGGCUUUGGGUGGUGCGAUAUAUGCCGUCGGAGGUUUAGAUGAUCAGAAUUGUUACAGGGCUGUUGAACGAUACGACAUACAAGAAAACUUAUGGGUACAGGUUGCUGAUAUGACCACGCCUAGAGGCGGUGUUGCUGUUGCUGCUUAUGACGGAAAACUUUAUGCAAUUGGUGGAAAUAGUGGAACCCAUUCAUUAGAAACAUGUGAAAAAUAUGAUCCAAUAUUAAAUAAAUGGACAUCAAUUGCUCCAAUGAAGAAUAGAAGAGCUGGGUCUGGAGUUGCCAUUAUUGGAUCUUAUUUAUAUGUUAUCGGAGGAUUUGAUGAUGACUCCCCUUUAAGCACCUGUGAACGUUAUAGUUUUGCAGAAAAUGUUUGGAAAGAAAUAGAACCACUUUCCUGUGCUAGAGGAGGUGUUGGAGUAACAGCAAUGGGUGGACGUAUAUUUGCUAUAGGUGGACAUGACAGUCAUAAUUAUUUAAACACAGUAGAAGCAUAUGAUCCUUUAUCCGAAGGAAACGAAAAUAAAUGGACAGAAAUUGCUUCUAUUAGUCAAAGAAGGGCUGGCGCGGGUGUCGCUUGGUCACCUUGUAGUAUUAAAGAAAUUUCUUUUUCUGAUGAAAAUUGUGAUUUAUAA
Meloidogyne enterolobii is the source of this 1935-nucleotide messenger RNA. NCBI's taxonomy places the organism in Eukaryota, Metazoa, Nematoda, Chromadorea, Rhabditida, Meloidogynidae. The record is from the annotation of a GenBank genome assembly.